AUUUCCUAUCUUUGACUGGGCACGUUGUGUAACACUUCCGCCCGUCUUGCCUCCGCGCUUUAAAGAGCAAGAUAAGAAAAAGAAGGUGUUUACUGUUUACAUUUCUCAGACAUGUGCUGACUUUUUCUUUAAAUUUUCUUUUCACUUGACGACGUCACUGCUUGGACCCCCGCCGGGACAUGGAGCUUCACCGGCGGCUGUUGCUGGCUCACUGCGCCGCCCACGCCCUCUCCAUGGCGGCGGGGCUGCUGCUGGUGGUGCCCAUGGCGCUCAACGGCUCCGCCUUCAAGGGCCGCUGCGCGCUCUUCUCCGGUGGCUACUGGAGCACCGAGGCCGGCCCGGAGGCGGCGGAGACGGGGGAUGUGGUCCACCACCUGCGGGUGCAGCAGUGGGGCCCGCCCGCCGCCUGCCAGUUCGUUACUUUCGUGGGCAUUUUCACGGUCCUGUACGGGGCGGCGCAGGGCUGGAGGAGCCUCUUCUACCUGCACGGACGUCAUGACGAUACUUUGUUUUCAUCCUUCCUGACGGUGCUGCUGAGCGUGUGCUUGUUCUUCCUGUCGGCCGGUGCCAGCGUCAUCUUGUCCCUAGGGCUGGCCUCCUGGUGCGACACACUGACCGACAACAACACACGACCCUUCAGCUGUGCAGCUUCCCAGUCUGUGCCGCUUCACCUGGAUGUGGACACCUCGUCCUUCUACACACACCUCAGCUUGGCACAGGUGUCCCUGUGGUGUGUGACCCUGCUGUGGUCGGUCCAGUCCGUCCUGGCCUUCUUGCGUCUUUACCACUCGCAUAGUGGGCCGUGUCUCCUGCGGGAUAAGGAGCUGCUGCUCAGGGACGCUGGAUCUGAGGGCACACCGUACCCCCCGGAAACACCCACCAUCAUGGUCUGACGCCUAAAUAUUUGUCUUAUAUAUAUGUAUAUAUUUAUAUAUAAAUAUAUACAUGUUUGAUGUGAAUAGAGACACCCACACACUGACUUUGCACUGCUGGCAUGAUUAGUUCACAUUCCAGUGGCAUGCAGCAACAUAACCAUCUAGUUUUAGUGCAGAAAGUCACAAUAUUAUUGAGGAAGUUUUCAUAAACAGCAAUUUGAGGAUUUAAAGGGGAAUUUAAAUAUUUAGAUGAGGGGUGUCCAAACAACGUGAUAAAUGCUACUUUUAAGUGUACACAGCACAGCGUUCACCUAUACGACCCAAUCCAAACAACCUUCCCUAGUCAUAGUGCAGCAAAAAAUCCACACGUGGUCACACAUAGCGCGACCUGAUCACUGAACUUUGUUGAUGUGAUAACGAUAGUCCAAGUCAUGAUACAUAAUUCAAAAUUAGGCCCAUUUAAAGCCACUACAAUGCAUGAUGGGAACAAUUCUAAACACUUCCCGCACUUUUCCGCGUGUGGCGCAUUUUAGCUGCAGGAUAUUUCUGAAUGAUUUGAAAACCUUAAGGAGGUUGCAAAGUAAACAAGGUGGAAGUUGAAAUUUCACACUCUUAAUAACCAAUUAUGUUAAUAAUUUAUUAUAUAUCCAUUAUAGGGCAGCACGGUGGAACAUGGGGGCAGCACGGUGGGACAUGGGUUAGUGCAUGUGCCUCACAAUACGAAGGUCCCGAGUUCAAUCCCUGGCUCAAGAGCUUUCUGUGUGAAGUUUGCAUGUCUUCCCCGUGACUGUGUGGGUUCCUUCCGGGUACUCCGGCUUCCUCCCACCUCCAAAGGCAUGCACCUGGGCAUAGGCUCCUCCCACCUCCAAAAAACAUGCACCUGGGGAUAGGUUGAUUGGCAACACUAAAUGGUCCCUAUUGUGUGAAUUUGAGUGUGAAUGUUGUCUGUCUAUACAUGUUGGCCCUGCGAUGAGGUAGCGACUUGUCCAGUGUGUACGCUGCCUUCCGCCCGAUUGUAGCUGAGAUAAGCUCCAGCACCCCCCGCGACCCCAAAAGGAAUAAGUGGUAGAAAAAAAAAAAAAAAAAAAAAAAAAAUAUAUAUAUAUAUAUAUAUAUAUAUAUAUAUAUAUAUAUAUCGUGCUCAAUACCGUGGUAGAGCGCAAUAUGUAUGUGUGGGAAAAAUCACAAGACUACUUCAUCUCUACGGAACUGUUUCAUGAGGAGUUCCCUCAAUCAUCUCCUGAUGAUUGAGGGAAUGUUGAAUAUUCAAUAACAUGACAAAUUAUUGCAUCCAGCACACACAGUGGUAAUAAAAGAUGCAACCUAUGCUUAAAAGAGCAACUGUUUAUUAUAUAUCAUCCAGACCGGUCAUCCCUCAACAAGCGCAGUGAAAUCAUUUCAACAUGCCGCCACAGACGGAAACACCUCCUUGGUAACACAUGAGCCAAACACCACGCCCCUACGCCUGCCUGUACCCACCCACUCUGUGCCCUAUACAAACCAUUGUAUGUGAAUGCUUCCAUUAAAAUCUCCUGAUGAUUGAGGGAACCCGUCAUGAAACAGUUCUGUAGAGAUGAAGUAGUCAUAUAUAUAUAUAUAUAUAUAUAUAUAUAUAUAUAUAUAUAUAUAUGUAUAUAUAUAUAUAUAUAUAUAUAUAUAUAUAUAUAUAUAUAUAUAUAUAUAUAUAUAUAUAGUCUGGUUUGGACACCCCUGAUUCAUAUCAAAAGAAGUAAUAUUAGGACAGAAUGAGAAACAGCACCAUCUGCUGGAUGAAAUGAGGUACUGCCCUCCAGACAAAUAGUGAGGAUUUACAUAUGAAGGUGGAAAAAUGGUAAUAAUUGAAAAUGAUUCCAGAUGUAUUUAAUCCUGCACCACUAAACUCACUGACUGUGUCCGGUAUGACUUUGCACACCAUGUUUGUGUCCCAGACCGGGAGAAAGAUGCUAUUAUUAUUAUUAUUAUUAUUAUUAUUACAUAGCACUGAAGAUGCUUUUGUUGUCAAGCAUGUGUUGUGAAGCAUGUGUUGAGAGGGACUUUAAACAGGCUCACUAUGUGAGCAUGACAUCAUCUCCCACUCACUCCUCAUGACGUCACCUCCCACUAACUCCUCCCACUAACCCAGGGGCAGGAAACCUAUGGCUCUAGAGCCAGAUGUGGCUCUUUUGAUGAAUGCAUCUGGCUCUCAGGUAAAUCUUAGCUGACAUUGCUUAACGCGAUAAUUAUGAAUAAUUUCGCUGGUAAUCACAGUGUUAAAAAUAACGUGCAUAAUAUAAAACAUUCUCAUGCAUUUAAAUCCAUCCAUCUGUUUUCUACCGCACCUGUUCAAGAAGUCGUAUUAAUGGUAAGAAGUAUUUUAUGUCACAAUGGGGGGGUCGCAGCUUGCUGCAGGGUCGUUCUCCCAGGAAGGCAGACGGACUACUCGGGACAUGGCAUUUAGGUAAAAACAUGAUUUAACUUAAACUAAAAAAAGAUACAAACAAAAAUCGCUCACAGUGGAGGCACAACUUGGGCUAAGGAACAAAGCUAACGCGUAAACAGACUAUGAACAUAAAUCAAACAAAACUUACUUGGCAUGGCAUGAAGCACGAAACUAUGGCAAGGCAUGAAACAAGUCAGCACAGAGCAAGAAAAGAUCACAUUGAUGCCAGGGCGACUGACUGGCAAAGACGAGCUUAAAUACUGCCUCUGAUUAGUGCUCGGGAAGCAGGUGAGCGGGCAUUUUGUCCACCAGAGACAGGUGGACAAAAUGAGUAACCAAGGAAACAAGACAAGGGAGUGGAAAACACAGGAACUUAAAGAGUCCAAAGGACAAACAGCACAUGGCCAAACAAAAACAUGAUCAACAGACAUGACAUUUGAUUUAUUAUUGGUUAGCUUCAGAAUAACAAUGUUGUUAAAAAGAAUAAGAGACUUAUUAUACUCUAAAAAUGUUGGUCUCACUUAAAAAUGCACACAUUUAGUUGUAUUCAGUGUUAAAAAAAUAUGAUAUGGCUCUCACGGAAAUACAUUUUGAAAUAUUUGGCUUUCAUGGCUCUCUUAGCCAAAAAGGUUCCCGACCCCUGCACUAACCCCUCAUGACGUCACCUCCCACUCACUCCUCCCACUAACCCCUCAUGACGUCACCUCCCACUCACUCCUCAAGUUGUGUGGUGUGAGGUCAACACGAGCUUGUCUCUGCCCGGUGAAGAUGUACAUGUUGACAUGAUGCUGUGAGUGCGAAUGACGCCAAGAGCUCACUAAUCGCCAGGAUCCUGAUCAGAGAUGGAUAUUUGAGGUCUUUGUGGAUCACGGCAUCAACUUUGCAGAGUUUUUUAACGGGCAAAUGACACAAAGUUGUCGCCUGGCAGUCGUAACGACACACUCACAGCGGAGCGACAAAUCUGAAGGAAAGAGUUUCACGUUGUGUAAAUAGUCAUUUCCAGAAUGUUUUUUAUAACCACGUCUUUACUUUCUACCUCUUGUAUGUCCUGGUAAUGCACUGUUUUUGUCAAAUAAAAUACUGUGUCUUUA
Molecule: messenger RNA, 4385 nt
Organism: Nerophis ophidion (straightnose pipefish)
Lineage: Eukaryota; Metazoa; Chordata; Actinopteri; Syngnathiformes; Syngnathidae
Product: Transmembrane protein 179-like
Exons: 4
Coding region: 180-893 (237 amino acids)
Source: RefSeq, a predicted model, not a curated record